Molecule: messenger RNA, 1016 nt
Organism: Apus apus (common swift)
Lineage: Eukaryota; Metazoa; Chordata; Aves; Apodiformes; Apodidae
Product: all-trans retinoic acid-induced differentiation factor-like
Exons: 7
Coding region: 251-898 (215 amino acids)
Biological process (GO): positive regulation of osteoblast differentiation
Cellular component (GO): intracellular membrane-bounded organelle
Source: RefSeq, a predicted model, not a curated record
CCGGCCCCAGCCCCGCUCCGCUCCGCUGCCCCGGGAGGGUCACCCCGCCCCGCAUCCCCCGCCCCGGCACCCCCCGGUCGGGUCGGGAGGGCGCCAGGCCCCGGCGGGGGGAGCUGAGGGGGCAGGGUCCGGUCCCUCCCCGAGGCCCCCCAACCCCCCGCCGCGCCCGCCAGGGGAGCCCUCGCACGGGGCGCGUCCGGGGGGCGGGGCCGGAAAAGCCCCGGGGGGCGGGGGCUGCCCGGGCGGGGUCAUGGGGGUCUUCGUGCUGCUGCUGCUGCCCUGGGCCGCCGGUGGGGCGGGGGUAUGUGGGCGCUGCCCAGGGCCGGUGCGGAACGACUCGCUCGUGGCCCAGUUCUGUGCAUUCCCGAGUGGCACCGAGGGACGUUGCUGCUGGGAGCGGGGGGCCCACGCGGAGCGUCUGCUGGGGCUGGACCUGAGCAACUGCUCCCUGAAGAGCCUUCCCCUGGAGCUGGCUGAAGCCACCACUGCCAUUGUCCUGGACCUGACAGAGAACCCUCUGACGCCCCUCACCAGCAGCUCCUUCCUGGGCUUCACCUGCCUCCAGCACCUCGCGGUGCCGCUGGCACUGGAGUGCCCGGGCGGGAACGGUGCCUGGGAGCAGGUGACGACACGCAACAGCAGCCGGCUUUGCCAGAGGCAGAGGAACCCCUGCAACAGCUCCGGGGAGCUCGCCUGGCCGUGCCCCGAGAACGCUGCCUGCGCCCCAGCCGGCCCCGGCCUUGCCCAGUGCCUCUGCGAGAGCCCCUUCCACGGCUACAAGUGCCUGCGUGAGGGCACCUUCCCUGUGCUGCUCUUCUGUGGGAUCCUGGGAGCUGUCACGCUGUCCCUGUCCCUCCUGCUGUGGGGCACCCAGCGCCGGAAAGCCAAGACCCUUUGAGGGGGGAGCAGGAGCUGCAUCGCUGCUGAGACCAGGGGCGGGGUAGGGGGGCUCCGUAUCCCGGCGUCUGGCUCAUGUCACGGGGGCUGGGGACGAAUAAAGGCCGCCGUGUCGUCUC